This is a messenger RNA of Lampris incognitus (smalleye Pacific opah), 11802 nucleotides long. It is a transcript of the gene cspg4, whose product is annotated as chondroitin sulfate proteoglycan 4. The transcript has 11 exons. The record is from RefSeq and is a predicted model, not a curated record. The coding region runs from base 47 to 7045 and encodes 2332 amino acids. NCBI's taxonomy places the organism in Eukaryota, Metazoa, Chordata, Actinopteri, Lampriformes, Lampridae.
AGAGACUUGAACACAGCGGAGGACUUUUAACUCACAGCAACGCAACAUGAGAGACCUUCAUCUGCUCCUCAUCACUGUCUGCAUCGCCCUGAUCUGCCCGCCUGGCCCCAGCCAAGGAGCUUCCUACUUUGGCGACAGUUCCUGCAGCAUACAGGCCAUCCAGGAUGUCUCCUCCUUCCAGUUGUCCCUCCAGUUUAAGACCAGCCGACGGAGCGGGCUGCUUCUCCUGGCGGCAGGAAUGCAGGAUUACCUUUUCCUGGAGCUCCAAAACGGGAAACUACAGGCGCGGAUGAAUAUGGGGGCCGGAGAGAUCACACUGUCCUCUUCUGUUGGAGUCCAACUAAACAACCUCCUCGAUCACAAAGUGUCACUCACGUUACAGGAUUCUAAACUCACCAUGAUGAUCGACGACCUGUUCUCAACUUACAUCCCCAUGUCCAAUGCCGAAGAGGAACUCAACAUCGACCUGGGUGUUUGGCUGGGAGGGAUAGGACAGCUAGAUGCCCCUUAUCUCAGCAGCGCCAUCACACCCUUCCGCGGUUGCAUGAAUGAUGUAAAGUUUGAGUCCCAUGGUUUUGAUAUUCUGAACUCUGUGUUGACAGAUUGUCAGGACACCAAGGAAUCUUGCAGCAGUGAGUUUGAGGCUGGCGAUGGAGAAGCAACCAGUUUCAUUAGCCCAGAUUCUUUUGUGUCUUUUCCCACCUGGAGUGGGGCUAGCGACGGCGUACGGACCUUGGAAAUCCUGAUGAAAACCACCAUUGAAGAUGCAUUGCUUGUGUUCCACCCUGGCCGAGAGUCUGAUUUCAUUGCCGUUGGUGUUGUUGGGGGUUAUCUCAAAGGCGUUUUGGAUAUUGGCAGUGGCAUGAAGGUGUUGGAAAACACCCAAGUGCAGCUGGAUGAUGAUCAGUGGCAUAGAAUUAGGAUCCAGAUUGAUCAGAGUAAAUUUGACAUCAAUGUAGACAGUCAGUCCACCUCAAUCCCUCUCCAAAGCUCAGAAAAAUUAGACUUAGUUGGGAAUCUCUAUUUGGGAGGAGUCCAGGGGAAAAUGAAGGAGGUGUUCCGGGAUAGCGGGUUCUUGAAUCGCAUGGAAGAUGAAAUAACGUCCGAAUCCUUUAUCGGAUGCUUGGGAGAAAUCAAAGUAAACCAGAAGGAUAGAAGCCUACAAGAUGCUUUGGUUACCAAAGAUGUUCAUGUUAAGUGCGAGGGAGAGGACUAUGACUACUCAAGCUAUUAUGACGGGGAGGCAACCACAACCGCUGCCCCAGUUCGGAUUCAGUAUGUUGAUGUAGAUCCCAAUGAGCUACACUGCCAUCCAUCAGACGACCUUCCAGAGAUAUUUAGAAACGUAACAAAACUCCUGGAUGUCACGACAUUAAUUGUGCCUGAAGGUGGAGAAGUUUUCCUCGGUAUAAACAACCUUCUCCCCACAUUUGACCUCAGCAAAGUAGAAAUGCGUCAGUCUCAGAUAAUUUUUACUCUUAUGAAUGAUCCCUGGUAUGGACUAGUUGACAUGGACAUUAGCACAAGACGCAUCCAAAAGUUCACUCUUCUUGACGUCGUCAAUAAGAAAAUUAAGUACCUUCAUGAUGGAAAUGAGAGGCACAGAGAUCAAAUCCAAUUAGAAGUAAUUGCUGAGAGAAACGGAUACCUUCCAGAAUGCCUUAAAACUCCCCAGCAGUACAUACUUCCUGUUGAGGUUAUUCCUGUCAAUGAUAUACCUCAGCUUAGCGGAGGAGACAUUUUUAUCACAGAGCAUGGGAGGACUCGCUUGAGCCCCAACCUCAUCAAAAUCGUGGACUCUGACACACGCUGUGAUGAGUUAGUCGUAACUGUGACCUCAGAACCAUCUGUGGAGGUUGGUUACUUGGAGAAUGCCCAGCAACCAGGAAAAAGCAUCACAGAGUUCACCUGUAGACAGUUGAAAGAUGGCAAUAUCUAUUUCGUACACAAAGGGGGCAGAGCGAGUGAAAUGAGCUUAGAAGUAUCAGAUGGACUCUCAAUAAGUCAGUCGACCACUUUCAAGAUGUCGGUGACGCAGCCACAUAUGACUAUUGUCACCAAUACUGGGCUUUUCUUAUUUCAAGGGAGCAGUUCUCUGAUAGGUAUAAACGACCUGGCUGCACUUGCUCAUCCUCGUAAUGGAGAUAUCAUGUAUAACAUCACACAGCCUUUAAGGUUUGGAGAACUGCAAAUUAUCAACAGGAAUACUGUUCCUAGACCAGUAACCACAUUCUAUCAGUCAGACUUGGAACAAGACCGCCUCAGGUAUAUUAGCACAGACUCAAGCAACCAGGAGGAUAUUGUGGUUGAGCAAAUUCAAUUUGACAUCCAUCUGGGACAGUUCACCCUUUGGAACAACACCUUUUUAGUCAAGGUCAUGCCUGCUCAGGUGAAGAUUUCAAACCUGGUCCCACUGGACAUAGAGGGAGAGGAAGAGAAGAUAAUCACACAUGCUGAACUUGAGGCUGAGGUCAAAGGGCAAACUCCAGAUCCAGUGACAGUAAGUUACGUCCUUGUUAAGCUUCCGGCACUGGGCUCUCUACUUCUGCUGGACAAGGAGCUAGUCGAAGGAGAUAGCUUCACCCAGCAGGACAUUUUGCAACAUCAUGUAAGCUACAGACUCCAGAUGCGUAGAGCUGUGGAUAGAGUGGACCAGUUCCAGUUCAGGGUCUUGGCUGCAAAUGAGUACUCUCCUUUAUACACCUACCCAAUAAACAUCCUCGCUGAUUCAAAUGCUCCUGUUUUGACUAAUGAGAGACUGGUUGUUUUACAUGGUGGGGAAGACACUCUGAACAAAAACUAUCUCUGGAUCCAGUCACCAAGCUCUAUGGAUAUUGUAUACAAAGUAACCCAAGACCCAAAGUAUGGCCGCCUUAUAAGACAGUCACCACCUGGGCAGCUCAGAUUUGAGGGGGCAAUCAGAGUAUUUAGCAAUGAAGACCUUGAGCUUGGCAGACUCAUCUAUAAGCAUGAUGGCCUCAAGACAAGCAGUGAUGAGUUCCACUUCACAGCAUUUGAUCAUGCAAAAGAACGGUCAAACAUUCAAACUAACGGCCAAGAAUUGUUGAGCGGUGUUUUUAGAAUAUUGAUCCAGUCCAAGAAUGAGCAUGUACCUGUUAGAGUUGUGGAUAAAGUCUUCAAUGUGGUUCGUCAUGGACAACGUUUAUUGACCACAGAUGUCAUUCAGUUCAAAGAUGAUGACUUGGGUUUCAAUGAUUCCCAAAUCAUCUAUGGCCGCGAGGGAAUCCUCUCUGGCAACAUUGUCUUGACAUCCAAUCCCUCGCAGCCGCUUUUCCGCUUCACACAAGCCGACCUGAGAGAUAAGAAAGUCCUCUUCAUUCACCAUGGUGCCAAUCAGGAACGCUUCCAGCUACAGGUUUCCGACGGGUUCCACAAGACUGCCGCACUGCUCUUGGUCCAGGCAGGCGACCCCUACCUGCGAGUGGUAAAUAACACGAUGGUCGUCAUGGACCAUGGUGGCACAAAGACACUCAACACCACCCUCUUGAGUGCUGACUCCAACAUAGACAUCAGAGAGGAGAGCGAGAUCCAGUUCCAGGUGACGUCGCCACCCAGUGAUGGAAGAAUCAUUGUUAGUGGGAUUGAGGCCUCCGACUUCACCCAGGAGGACCUGAAGAAGGGCGUUGUGUCAUAUGAGCAUAACUAUGAGAGUUUGAGGUCCAAGGACUCAUUUAGCUUCACAGUCCAAGCAAAAGGUUUUUCUGAGGAGGGAACAUUCAGGAUUAAAAUAUUCAAGCAAGGCUAUCUGUCUGAACCUGAAGUUUUGAACAACAAGGUUAUCAUCUCUUAUGAAGGAGAACAUACCGUCAUUGACCAUGACCACCUCCAGGUGAAACAAGCCGACAUCCUGCCCUCAGAAAUGGUGUUUACCAUUAAAGAGCCACCUCGCCUUGGCCAUGUGGUGAUGCUGGUGAACAACUCUGACAGCACCGCCUCGCCCGUCCUCGACUACAUUCACUCUUUCACUCAGGAGGACGUCAACCAGGGACACAUUCUCUACGUGUCGGCGUCUGUCCAGGGCAGCGAUGCAUUCAGGGCAGACGUGAGUAAUGGCUUCACGACGGUGGAGGGCCUGCAGGUGUCUGUGAACAUCGUCCCUCGCCUCAUCCCCGUCCACUCCCUCAACUUCACCGUCAGGGAAGGUGCCGGCGCUUCCGUUACUGCAGACAUCCUGAACAUCUCGCAUCCCUUCUACAGUUCCGUCAACAUUGACUUCAUGGUGGACGAGCCGCCGCAGCAUGGGGACCUGCGCUACCUGGACGGCGACGAACUAGACCUCACAUCCUUCACCUGGGAGGAGGUGAAGCUGGGACAUGUCUACUACAUGCACGACAGCACAGAGACCACGGAGGACAGCUUCACGCUCUCCGCCUCGGCCUAUGACAUCCAGCGGCGGAGCGUCCCCGUCACCAUCCAUGUGACUGUCGUACCUGUCAACGAUGAACCGCCAAUGCUGACACGGAACACGGGACUGGAGGUGCUGGCCGGCGAGGAGGCGGACAUCACGACCAGCAUGUUGAGAGCCGAGGACGCCGACACACCGGCGGAGGAGCUGCUGUACCACGUGGAGUCCCCGAGCGCCGGGCGCAUUUCCCUGAAGGAGUCUCCGGAGGAGAGCAUCCUGAACUUCACACAGAGUCAGGUCAACAACGGGGAGGUGGUCUUCAUCCACCAAGGUGAGGAUUCGGGCGGUUUCAGCUUCACGGUGACGGAUGGCGAGCACACGUCUCCUCUCUACCGGUUCAUUGUCACUGCCAGACCUCUGACUAUCACCAUGGAAACACAGGAGGAGCUCAUGGUCUUUCCAGGAAUGAGACAGCCAAUCACCGGUGCCAAUCUCGGGGCUGUGACCAGUGAGGAUGGAGAUGAGAUCAGCUACUCGCUGGUCCGCCCGCCCCGCCUGGGAAGACUGAUCCUCGCCAAGGAAAGCAACCGGUUUGAGGAAAUCACCCAGUUCUCCCAAAGCCAGCUGGACUCGGGAGCGGUGUUCUACGAGCACCAGAUGCCUGAGGAGCCAUUCUGGGUGGUGAGGGACUCAGUGGAGCUCCUUCUGUCUUCUCCUCCCGCUCCGGACGUCCGUCACAUCCUCCCCAUCACCGUCUCCUACUACGCUGCCCACCGCAACAUCUCCCAGCUCUGGAGGAACAAAGGUCUGGAGAUUGUCCAGGGCCAAAGGAAGGCUAUUGACAGCUCCAUUCUCGACGCCUCUAAUCUUCUGGCCAGCCUUCCUGAGUCUGAACGAGGCCUCCUGGAUGUUGUCUUUGAAAUGAGACGUUUUCCUGCUCAUGGACGCAUCACCCUGGGAGGUCAGGACCUCCCACGCGAUGCCCCCUACUUUAUGCAGGGGGACGUGACCCAGGGCAACCUGGAGUACCUCCAUGAUGACUCUGGAUCCUCCUUGGACAGCUUCUCCUUCCGGGCCCGUCUUAACCCUCCAGGCCAUGGUGUUGCUUCCUCGGCCCAGUCUGUGGUGCUUGAGGAGAUGUUCAAUAUCUCCAUCCGUCGGCGAGACUCAACCCCCCCCGAACUGGUCAGCAUAGACAUGCUUCUGGAGGUUCUCCAAGGAUCCAUGACCAUCUUGACACAGAAGCACCUUAACACCCAGGACGAGGACAGCCCACCAGAUGAGGUGCGCUUUAAGGUGACCAAAGCCCCCAAAAAUGGACGACUGGUUGACUCGCUCACGAUGGACCCCAUCUCUGAAUUUACACAAGAGAUGGUCAACCGCGGGCAAUUGGGUUUUGUUAGCGAUGGCAGCUUGGCAGAUGGCUUUGUUGAAUUCAUUGUGUCAGAUGGAAAACACCAAACGGAGCCACACACCCUCCACAUUGGUGUCCUGGCCCGCACACUAGUUCUCGCCAAAGCUCUGGAGAUCAAGGUGAAGCAAGGGGAUGAUGAAACUUUAAUAACGGAGGAGAUGUUGAGGGCAACCACAGGCGGGCCUAUCGAGGAAGAUGUCCUCUACAAGAUUACAAAUAUUCCCAAGUAUGCUGCUGUCAUGGUGGACCGCCAGCCCACUUCAGCCUUCACACAGAAGCAGAUCAAAGAGGGUCGAGUCAGCGUCCGCUUUGUGAAAUCCACCUCGCCCCGUGACAGCGUGGCAUUUGUGGCAAGAAGUCGCGCUGCUAAUGUCUCUUCUGUGCUCAACAUCACUGUUCAGCCUCUGGCCAAUAUCGCUCAUAACCCUCUCCUCCCCCGUGGUGCCCUCAUUCAGCUGGACAGGAAGCUCCUGGAUGCUUCUCCCCUGGCCAACAAGACCAGGACCUCUCCCAUGUUCAGCGUCAUCCAGCAGCCUCGCGGAGCUCGAUUUGUGAGGGGCAGGGAUCCUGGGAUCGGUCAGCCCGUAGACACCUUCAGCCAGCGAGACUUAGACGAGGGUCGUGUGGCUGUGGAAAUCCUAAACUCUUCUUCUGGGUCAAAAGAUGAUGUAGAACAGGAUGAGGCCCGCUUCCUGCUCAAGGCCCACGGCGUCCCCCCUGCAGAAUGUGUGCUUUCCUUCCAGACAGGCCACUAUAACGCCUCCAGCUUCUACCCUGCCACUCUCCUCAGGGUCCCUCAAGAAUCACCCUGGAUGGAUAGCAAUGACCUCCCCGAGGGGACAGGGUCACCGCGUGCCACCCCAGCUGGCCCCCGCUGGAGGGGUAACAUGCACUGGCCCCAUGGAGAUGCCCUGACCACCACCUCCUCCUCUGGCACAGACACCCACAGGAAGCCAGUGGUCUCCCGACGAAACAACCUUUGGUCCAUUCUUAUCCCAAUUCUGGUCAUUCUGCUCCUCCUGCUACUGGCAGCCAUUUUGGCUUACUACUUGAUCCGCAAAAACAAGACGGGCAAACAUGAUGUCCAGACGGCGGCGUCAAAGCCCAAAAAUGGAGAAGUGGCAAGCACGGAAACGUUUCGCAAAACUGACGCUGCCAAUAAUAUCCCCAUGUCCAACAUGGACUCCAAAGACACAGACCCGGAGCUGCUGCAGCACUGUCGGACAUCGAACCCAGCGUUGAAAAAGAACCAGUAUUGGGUUUGAGACAUUUUGAGACAGAAGACAAACGGAGGUAAAUCCUCAGAUUGAUUGGAACACUGCCUCCUCAGUAUUGAAGACCUCCUCAGUAUUGAAGACCUCCUCAGUAUUGUAGGCCUCUUGCCACAGCAGUAGAGAUGAAAAUGAUUUUCUGGUGUCUUUAGUCACUCUUUUAUCGCAAUUAAACUAUGGACAAAUUCUCAGGCAACAAAACACUGAAUACUUAGCGGCAAAGAAAGAGGCAGUUUCUAAUCUUGGAGGCUUCAGCCAUGUCUAUUUAUUUUAGUUUUAUCAUUCCUUUUUUCAAAGGGCACACAUGAGGACAUAAACAUGCCUUAUGUUUGCAAAAAAAUUAUUUUGGGUGUGCUCAUGCAAUGUAUUCCACAAGGUAUCAUAGGCCAAUAUUAUUCAUCGACGACAUCUGUAAUUUAACACUUUGGUGAUAAUUUGAUUGUAGUUGUAGUUUUAUGGGGAAAGGAUAAGUUUGUACAUAAAUCAAAUGUAUGAAGUAGAUAUAAGCUGUAUGAAAGACAAGACGACAAGCUGCCUCUUAGUCUUUUCUGUUUAUUUUUCUAUCAAAAUACUUAUACGUUUUUGACUCUUGGGUCUAAAUUCAGUUAAAUUUCAAGCAGCAACGUUGAUCCAAAAAAUUUGUCAUUCAAAAGUGCUGUGUAUAAUUCUACCUGCAUCCUGACCUUGAUGGUUCUGCAAUGUGACGAGCAAACCAAACCAAACUAAUUUCAAUAGAAAGAUCGAACGUUUAACAUCAUGUUCUGUUUUUGAAGACUCUCAGAAGGCAUUGUUCCUUAGGAUCGCUGCAUAGUUCUCUACCAGACUUAGGAUCGCUGCAUAGUUCUCUAUCAGACAAUCAAGUCAAAGUCUUUUUUUCCUCAACAAAGAGUGGGAAAUUGAGGCCUUUAUUUAUCAGGAGCGUAGAGAUAGAUGGGAAACAUAGGGUGAACAGAGAAGGGUAAGAGACACGGCAAAGGUUCUGAGCCAGAUUUGAACCCGGGAUGCUCCGGUCAGACCUGAUCCACCAGAAUGCCCCACAUUCUUUGUUGGAUGUGGGCAUCAAACCAGAACAUGAUGCAGUUAGUAGGUCUGGGCCCUAUAUUUUAAUCACUCAGUAACACUGCUAAUAAUCACUAGUCAUGUUAUAAUAUUCACUAGUCAUGUUAUGAUAUUCACUAGUAGUAUCAUGAUAUAGGGUGCCACAGUGGGGCAGUGGUUAGUCCUGUCACCUCACAGUAAGAAGGUCCUGGGUUUGAUUCCUAGCUGGCCUGCUGGGGUCCUUUCUGUGUGGAGUUUGCAUGUUCUCCCCGUGUCUGCGUGGGUUUCCUCCGGGUGCUCCGCUUUCCUCCCACAGUCCAAAGACAUGUAGGUCAGGUGAAUCGGCCGUACUAAAUUGUCCCUAGGUGUGAAUGUGUACAUGAAUAUCUAUGUGUUUUUCCAAAGGAGUUGAAUCAAGUGCAACUGGACUUGGUAUAUAUCAGUGAAGACAUUUCGGCUCUCAUCCAAGAUGCUUCAUCAGUUCGUGCCUUUCUGACUAGACAAAGCUAGUCUGACUGGCUGGUGAUGAGACUCAGAAUUUAUCCUCUUUGGAGUCGUUGGAGCCACUCAUAUCUAUGGCUCUGUUAGCGACGGGCGUUGGUAAACAUCUAAACAUCGGAACACAAAGAGCCAUGGUCAUCUAUAGCUCUGACAACGACUCCAAAGAGGAUAAAUUCUCAGUCUCAUCACCAGUUGCACUUGAUUCAACUCCUUUGGAUAACCAUGACCUGGAUGAAUGAGAACAUUCACAGACAUCUAUGUGUUUGCCCUGCGAUGGACUGGCGACCUGUCCAGGGUGUUUCCCUGCCUUCCACCAAAUGAGCACUGGGAUAGGCUCUAGCACCCCGCGGCCCUAAUUAGGAUAAGUGGCUUGAAAAAUGUAUCAUAGUAUGUACUAGUAAUAUUAGUGUAUUUACCGGUCAUAUUUUGACAUUUACUAGUCAUAUCGUGAUAUAUGCUGAUGAUAUUGUGAUAUGCACUAGUCGUAUCUUGAUAUGUACCAGUCAUAUUAUGGUAUCCAUCCAUCCAUUAUCCAAACCGCUCAUCCUGCUCUCAGGGUCGCGGGGAUGCUGGAGCCUAUCCCAGCAGUCAUUGGGCGGCAGGUUGGGAGACACCCUGGACAGGCUGCCAGGCCAUCACAGGGCAAUUUACUUGUCAUAUUUUAUGUACAAGUCAUACUAUGACAUUAACUAGUUGUGAUGUUCACUAGUCGUAUCUUGAGACGUACUAGUGAUACCAUGCUUCAGGAAAGUCAACAUAGCACUUUUAAAAUGAAAGUUUGUUCCAAAACCAGCAGAUCUUUAAUUAAAUUUAUACCGAGUGGUCCCGUGAUAUUCCAUCUCUUUUUCUCUCCACACACACUUUGCUUGCUGAAGGCUUGUUAAUAUUCACUGGACUGGCUUAGAACUGACCACAAAACUGCACAGUACACAGUUUGUGGAGCGCAGGCAGGACGUGUUUCAAACGUGUUGCUCUUGAACACAUCCUUUACUGGCUGACGAGCCGGGAUGAGGUCAUGGGGAACAGGGAGGGUUAUUUUCCAAGCCUGCAAUUAAGAUUUCAUAGAAGCUGAGAGCAGUGAGGGCCUGGCUGGGAGUGAUGUGUAAAACACUCCUCUCAUUACAUCGCACAGACUUAAAACGGCUUCCUGAUGGACGUUUUGAUCGAAUCAACAAAUUUUUUUUGGGGGGGGGGGGUUCAGUCCAGGUCGUUCAUGUGUUGGAAGCUGCCGGUGGCAUCGUGUGUUCCGGUUCUCGGCUGACAAGUUAGAUUUUUAUGAUUUGAAGUUAAAACUGAUCUUGUGUCAGUUCUUCUAGGCUGUUUGAACAUUUGGAAGAACCUGACAUGACAGUAGAUUAACAUCUCCUGACAGACAUGUCAUCCCUCUGACCCAUGGAGGCCAAAACCAUGGACCCCAUGAAGUGACUUUAUCCACAAGCUAUCUAGGUAAUGGUUGAAGGGUCAAAGGUCAUUAUUCAGUGUUCUGGGUUAGUGGAGGGCUUUUUUCUCUCCUUUGGAGGAAAGGUAUUUCUAAAGUCAGACAUUUGUCUGCUGGGCCUGUUGGAGUGUGUUGUACAUUUCUUUUCUCAUACAGUAUAUGUAUAUCUAUAUGAUGGUACUUUAUCAUUCUGCUCUAGUUUGAUACACCGUGAUGUCUUUUAUAUUCAUUUUCUAUUUUUAUACCUUUUUUUUUUCCUAAGCAGGAUUCUAGAUAUAGAUUGAAAAGACAGUGAGGAGCUCAGGAAAUACACUUUGUGCUACCGUUUCUGUUUCAGCUGAAAACCACCCAGUCUGUCUGGAGUCAGCCUCCACGUGAUGUUGUAGAUACACAACAUCUUCACAUGUGAUGUUUCAGGUAGACAACAUCUUCACAUGAGAUGUUUUAUAUGGACAACAUCUCCACUUGUGAUGUUUUAGAUAGACAACAUCUCCACAUGUGAUGUUUCAGAUACACAACAUCUCCACAUGUGAUGUUUCGGAUAGACAACAUUCCCACAUGUGAUGUUUUAGAUAGACAACAUCUUCACAUGUGAUGUUUUAGAUACACAUCUCCACAUGUGAUGUUUCGGAUAGACAACAUCUCCACAUGUGAUGUUUCGGAUAGACAACAUUCCCACAUGUGAUGUUUUAGAUAGACAACAUCUUCACAUAUGAUGUUUUAGAUACACAUCUCCACAUGUGAUGUUUCGGAUAUACAACAUCUCCACAUGUGAUGUUUUACAUGGACAACAUCUUCAUGUGUCUUCUCUGCUGCCUGAGCUAUGUCCUUAGUUAUGUCAAAACAAACUCGAAUCACUCCUGUGUGUGUGUGUGUGUGUGUGUGUGUGUGUGUGUGUGUGUGUGUGUGUGUGUGUGUGUGUGUGAGACCUGCAGGCUUCAGGGGUUUAACUUACUGCUCAACUUUAUCACGCUCAUCAUUUUCCAUAGUUUGAUUUUUCUGUCACUGCCCUUUUAUCCUACAGUGUCCUUCCAUUGUUUGGUUUGUCGGAGAUCAGAGUGUAACCCGACCGCUGCCUUCAGAAAGACUGUCAGUACAGUAGCACAUCAGUACAGUAGUGCACCAGUACAGUAGUGCAUCAGUACAGUAGUGCGUCAGUACAGUAGUACAUCAGUACAGUAGUGCAUCAGUACAGUAGUACAUCAGUACAGUAGUGCACCAGUACAGUAGUGCACCAGUACAGUAGUACAUCAGUACAGUAGUGCAUCAGUACAGUAGUACAUCAGUACAGUAGUGCACCAGUACAGUAGUACAUCAGUACAGUAGUGCACCAGUACAGUAGCACAUCAGUACAGUAGUACACCAGUACAGUAGCACAUCAGUACAGUAGUGCACCAGUACAGUAGUGCACCAGUACAGUAGUGCACCAGUACAGUAGCACAUCAGUACAGUAGUGCACCAGUACAGUAGUGCACCAGUACAGUAGUGCACCAGUACAGUAGCGCAUCAGUACAGUAGUGCACCAGUACAGUAGUGCACCAGUACAGUAGUGCACCAGUACAGUAGUGCACCAGUACAGUAGCACAUCAGUACAGUAGUGCACCAGUACAGUAGUACAUCAGUACAGUAGUACAUGUGGUGUUUGGAGUAAGAGGAAGCUCCAGUGUGCCUCUGAGCUCGUCUCAGCACUAUCAGAAUAAAAUGGUCAUGCAACAAAACGUGUGUGUGGAGUUUUCUGUUGUGCUCUUUGUGUCUGCUUGGUUUGACAGACAGU